GGGUUGACUCGCCGCCGGCCGUUUUAGGGAUCGUUCAAGAAAUUUUCUUUCUGUUUUUUCUUCGGAAAUGGUGAAAUUUCCUCCUUGUUUUUAUUUUUGAUUUGCUCGAAUCAUCGUCUUUCAAAAAUUUCUCUUUUUUUCUUGGAAAAUGGUAAAAUUUCCUCCUUGUUUUCAUUUUUGAUUCGCUCGAAUCAUCGUCUUUCAAUAAUUUCUCUCUUUUUUCUUCGAAAUGGUAAUUCCUCCUCCUUGUUUUCAUUUUCUAUUUCCUCGAAUCAUCGUCUUUCAAGAAUUCUGAUAAAAUUUCCUCCUUGUUUUCAUUUUCGAUUUCUUCGAAUCAUCGUCUUUUUUCUUCGAAAAUGAUAAAAAAAAAUUAAAAAAAAAUCCUUGUUUUCAUUUUCGAUUUCCUCGAGUCAUCUUCUUUCAAGAAUUCCUCUCUGUUUUCCUUCGAAAAUGGUAAAAUUUCUUCCUUGUUUUCAUUUCGAUUUCCUCGAAUCAUCUUCUUUCAAGAAUUCCUCUCUUUUUUCUUCGAAAAUGGUAAUGUUUCCUCCUUGUUUUCAUUUCCGAUUUCUUCGAAUCAUCGUCUUUUUUCUUCGAGAAUGGUUCUUCCCAAUCUUCUCGACCUCGACGCCGUCGACAGCCACUCCGAAUUCGACGCCACCAUCCGUUCUUUCUUCUCCGACGGCUACUACUGUCGCCUUCCCAGACUCGUCGAUCCUGUCGCGGGAUAAAAUCGGGCCCGCUCUUCCCUCUACCGACGGCGCCGCCGAGUUCCUUCCGGUACUUCCUGCACCGGAAACGUCGCCGGAUUACCGCAGCCGCUACCGCCGUCGUUCGACGUACAGAGUAAGGCCGGCGAUUGCUUGUCGGCGCAGGUCGGAUUGCUGGGUCUCACGAGAUGGAGCAAAAGCUUCAGGUUGUAAACAUUCAGAAGUAAAAGCCCGCCAGAAAUGGAAUGAUCCUGAGUAGAGGAGAGUAGUGGAAUGAUAAUGAGUAUAGGAGAGAGCUGUCCCAAUGUAAUUAUAAUGUGCCACUCUUUUCUUCAUCAGAGUCUCAUGGUUCCUCCAGGUGGCCGGAGGCGUUCAAAUGUGAAAUUCACUAUGGAAGUGGAAUGCUACGAGUUGAA
This is a messenger RNA of Zingiber officinale, 1123 nucleotides long. RefSeq lists its product as uncharacterized. Bases 451 to 966 code for a protein of 171 amino acids. The record is from RefSeq and is a predicted model, not a curated record. Lineage: Eukaryota; Viridiplantae; Streptophyta; Magnoliopsida; Zingiberales; Zingiberaceae. The transcript is spliced from 3 exons.